This is a messenger RNA of Trichomycterus rosablanca, 6123 nucleotides long. RefSeq names its product G patch domain containing 8 (gene gpatch8). NCBI's taxonomy places the organism in Eukaryota, Metazoa, Chordata, Actinopteri, Siluriformes, Trichomycteridae. Gene Ontology annotation, molecular function: nucleic acid binding. Gene Ontology annotation, cellular component: nucleus. The transcript has 6 exons. Bases 681 to 4955 code for a protein of 1424 amino acids. The record is from RefSeq and is a predicted model, not a curated record.
AGAUACCCUUUUCAUUUGGGGUCACAGUAUAAGAUUUAUGUGCUAAUAUGUUUACCACAUAUACACAUAAAAUCCCUUUUUUACAUAAAUAAUCUCACUUACUAGUAGGUCAUGGGUGACAUGCAAGUGAGGUGAAUUGGAGACACAAAAUUGUCCAUGACUGUUUGACUUUAAACGUGGGAACUGAUGGAUCUCGUGUGUAAUGAGUAACUACUGUUCCUGUCGUGAAUGUAACCAAAGUGUAAAACAUGACGUUAAAAUCCUAAUAAACAAACAAACUAGCAGGCCAUGAUCUGAUUUAUUUGAAUGUUUUAAUUCUUCAAGUCUGCAGACCUUUAUUUUGUUUCGAUUUCUCAUAAACAACAAUGUUUCUGUAAUCGUGGCUGAUAUUUAUGGCCGAUUAGAAGCUACAUAUUUUUCAGAGGUGGAGACGGAUGCCAGAAAGCCAAGGGAUGGUGAGAGGGCUUAGCUUGGUGAUGGGUUCACAUCCAGGCCUUCGCCCCGAAAUCCAUAAACCCCAAGCCCUAACAGUCACCCCAAACCCUGUGUGUGUGCCUCAAUCUUCCUGCUUAACCAAUUGGUGUUUCUUUUUUGCAGCGUUAUGAUCCUGGCCAUGUUGUGCUGAUGGUAAACUUAGUGGACGGACCGACCCUGUGCCCCUCAGCCUCAAAUAUGAUGUCAUGGGCAUGGGACGCAUGGAGAUGGAGCUGGACUACGCCGAUGAUGCAACAGAGAAACGGCGAGUAUUGGAGGUGGAGAAAGAGAACACAGAGGAACUGCAGCAAAAAUACAAGGAUUUCGCAGAGAAGGAGAAGGCCAUCGCAAAGGCUUUGGAAGACCUGAGAGCGAACUUCUACUGCGAGCUAUGUGAUAAGCAGUAUCAGAAACACCAAGAGUUUGACAAUCACAUCAACUCUUAUGACCAUGCACACAAACAGAGGCUGAAGGAGCUGAAGCAGAGGGAGUUUGCCAGAAAUGUGUCCUCACGUUCCCGCAAGGAUGGGAAGAAGCAGGAAAAGAUGCUGCGGCGUCUGCAUGAGCUGGCAGAACAGAGAAAGCAGGCAGAGUGCGUUCCUGGUAGUGGCCCAAUGUUCAAGCAGACCACAGUAGCAGUUGAUGGAGAAGAAGGCGGUUUCUCAAGCAUUGAUGGUGUUCCUAUGAGCAUGGACAGUAUGAAUGAGGAAUCGUCCGGGGAAGAGAAAAGUAGCUGUGCUAGUGUUGGUCAAAGCUCCCCAAAACCCGGACCUACCAUCAGCUUCUCCCUUCGCAAAAACACGGCCUCUCCGACACCUAGUGCUGGAUCCCAGACUCCCAAAGUAAGUGUUUCCUUUUCCUUUGCCAAGAAAGCACCUGCUAAACUGGAGACGGCUGCUGCCGUAUUCGCUGACCCCGGUGAGGAAGUGGUCGAUGAGGAGGAAGGGGAGGAAGAGACAAUGGAAGAGAAAGCUGCUGGAGAAGGAGGUACAACGUCCAGCACAGAAAGCCCACGGAGUGUCACAGGGGGCGCAUCUGGAGGGGAAGAGCAACCGCAGGCUGAUGACGGGGGAACUUUGGCCAACACCCUUAACAAAUUAAAGAUGAUGAUGAAGGAGGAAGGUUACUCUGGGCAGGAACCACAAUAUUAUCACUACAUGCCUCCGGCACACUGCAGGGUCAAGCCUCAUUUCCAGUUUCUUCUGUUCAUGAAGGCCUCUGACCAGUGUGGCAGCCAGGAGGAGGAUGAGAACGGGGAGGAAGAACAGAAGGCCGAGGAGAAAGAUGAAGGCCAAAAAGAGUCCAAAGACGAUACCUGCAAAUCAGAUAAGGACACAGUCAACGAGUCUGUGAAGGAACAGGGUACAAAUUCAGCCUCCUCACCUGAGGUAAAGACAGACGACGUAUUAGAAAGCACAUCAGCGGUAGUGGAGAAUGCUGUAGCAGAUUCCUUAGGUACCACUUCUCAACCCAGUGAAGCUAAGCAAGCAGAAUCUGAACCUCUGGACACUGGGCCACACCUGCCGACAGGGCCUUUCUUCCCUGUUCUGAGUAAAGAUGAAAGCACUACGUUACAGUGGCCCUCCGAGCUUCUCGAUUUCACCAAGGCUCGACCUUCUCUGUCCUACAGUUGCAAUCCUCUUUACUUCGACUUUAAGUCGUCCCGGAAUAAAAGCAACCGUGGAGGAAAAGCCAACAAACCCGCCAAGCCAGCCGACGCAGAGGGUUCCAAGACGAAAGACACGAGUGGAGAGGCUAGUACAUCACUACCACCUGUUGUUAACACUGACAAAAAAGAAGACUUGUCCCUAAAAGAAAAAAAAGCAGAAGAUGAGAAGGAUAAGAAGAUAGAAAAUGCUGAAGAUGGAGCAACAGGAUCCAAGAAAAAGAAAAAGAAGAAAAAACACAAGAAGUCGAGCAAGAGGUCCAAAAAGAAAGAAAAAGAGAAAGCAGCCGUGGAGGGGGAGGCCGAGGCCGAGGCAGAGAUGCCGGGGGAGAAGACCAAAAAGAAAAAGAAACACAAGAGAAAGAAAAACAAAAAUAAAGUUCAUACUGAGGAAGAUAAAAAGGCAGGAGAGAAUAAAGAACAGAAGGACAAGGAUGACAAAAGUGGAGCCAGUGCCCCUGCAGAAGGGACGUUGGCUUCAGAGGGAGGAAGGCGCAAACGUGUUUAUAAUGAAGUUUCACAAAAGACCGACGAGGGGAGCGCCGGCAAGUCCAAAACUUUGGAAGAGCACAAUGGUACGAAACGUGUCAAAUCUGACCCCGGCACAUCUGCCACAUCCUGCUCUGCCUCUGCCCAGAAGAGCCCUGGAGGAGGUCGACGCCCCAGCAGUGAAAGUGAGGAGGACGGUGGCUCUUCCUCUCAGCGAUCACGGCGUCCCCACCGCCGCUCUACAUCACCACGUGAACGACGCCACCACAGCAAGGACUCCAGACAGUCAGGACGCUCACAUAGUCGUUCCUCUCGCAGAGGAGAUCGGAACCAUAGGCGGAACAGGGGUCAGGCGUCUCGUAGUCAGUCGUACUCCAGUAGUUCUGAGCGUUCCUCGGCGGGCAGCAGCGCUUACAGUCGGCGCAGCCGCAGCUACUCCGACAGCUACAGCGACUACAGCGAUGGAGAACAUCGCAGCUCAAAAAGACGGUCUUCAGACUCGGAGUAUGAAAGGAGAAGCGGCGGGCGGUCACGCAGAAGGCACUACUCCUCCUCGUCUUCAGAAGAAGACUCUCGUUCGCGUUCACGCUCACACAGUCGCAGGAAGCACCGUAGACGAAGACAUAAUCGCAGCAGUAGCCGUAGUUACAGCCGAAGCAGUAGGAGUAGCAGCGAGCGCUCGUACAGACGAAGCAGCUACAGCCGCAGUCGCAGCUCAGGUAGUCGCUCCUCCAGAUCAACCAAAGCCUCAGCGCGUCACAGUCACAACCGACGUGCUGACAGCUCUGCGCGGCGAGGCAACUUUAACCGCGGUCGCAUCUACCGUUCGCAGUCCCCGAGGUCCUCCUCGUCCCGGGCACAGCCACGACACAACUCCACACAAGCAUCUAAAGGAAGUGCGGCAGGUACUUCAGACUAUCGUAACGCCGUUACAGCACGACAGCUGCUUGAAAAAAUCCAGUCCCGCAAGAGCGGAGCGGAUUCUGGGACGGGAAGUAAAGCUGGCAACAAAGUCAAGGACCCUCCACAAGGCUACUUUGGGCCGAAGCUACCCCCUAUUCUUGGGAGCAAGGGCAUAUUGCCUCUUUUUGGUAAGAUGCAAGCAGGGAAGAAACCAGCGUUACAUUCCCUAUUGCGGCUGGAUGAUAGGGAAAGGUUGGGGCAGGGGAAAGACUCUGAUUCGAGCAAUGAGGUAAUCCUCGUGGAGCCUAUUCGUGAGUUUCCUCCCCCACCUCCUCCGCCUCCUCCGCCAGCUCAUAAGCAGCAACAAAAGGUGGAGGAACCCGUUUCAAACGCUGCAGUUUCAGAGGAGACCACAAACCAGGCUUUAGAACAAGAAGGGCUUAAUGAGUCAUGUCCAGCGUUUGAACAUGAUUCAACAAACGUCGUGGUUCCCUACCAAGGAGAGCCUGGACAGGACCCCAACAACCCAAUCAUGGACGGUUGUUUAAUGGGGACUGAAAUGGCCCAGCAACCAACCAUGCAUGCAUAUCCUGGGUACCCCAUGGCUGGUAUGGAGGAGGAGGACAUGGGCAUGGGGUGUGAGGAGGAUGGCCUGGCACCAUUAGAGAGCCAGCCAAUCACGUUCACCCCAGAGGAGAUGGAGAAGUACAGCAAGUUACAGCAGGCAGCACAGCAGCACAUCCAGCAGCAGCUUUUGGCGAAACAGGUCAAGGCGUUCCCCUCAGCUGCUGCGGCCGCUGCAGCAGUCAACUUGGCUGCUGCUGCCAACCUUGCACCCGCGCCCCCUCCCCCACCCACCGCUUUGCAACAAAUCCACAUCCAGCAGCCCGCCAUAUCUGCUGCUUCAGCCACUUCUAUUACGACAGUGCAGCACGCCAUCCUGCAGCACCAUGCGGCUGCCACGGCAAUGGGCAUCCACGCUCACAACCCACAUCAUCCUCACCCUGCCCAUGCUCAGCUAGCCCAGGUACACCAUAUACCCCAACACCACCUUACACCUAUCUCCUUGUCACCUCUGGGCCACACCUUAGGUCACUCUCUAGGUCACUCUCUAGGUCACUCUCUAGGUCACACUCUAGGCCACUCUCUAGGCCACUCUCUAUGCCACUCUUUAGGCCACACAGGCCUGAUCCCUGCCCACCCUUCAGCCUUUCUUUCUGGCCAGCCUAUUCAUAUUAUCCCCGCCUCUGCCCUUCACCAUGCCCCAUUAGCUUUGCAUCACAUCCCACACGCAGCUCUUUACCCUACCCUCUUUGCGCCGCGACCAGCAGCCGCUGCCGCUGCGGCUCUGCAGCUGCACCCUCUCCUUCACCCGAUCUUCUCAGGGCAGGAUCUUCAACACCCACCCAACCACGGCUCCUGAGAUAUAGCCUGGCGUUUCUCAAUAGAGAACAAACCAGCAGUUUGAAAAGAGGACGGGAGGCAGCUCUGGGUCAUGAUCUUUUUCCAUCAAGCGUUUCUUCCUAGAGAGAACAUCAGUUGGACAGGUGAAUUAAUACAAUGCAGAAAUGCUAACAAAGAAAGUUUGGCUUACUUGAAGGCUGUGAAGAAUCCUGGCAGGACGUUGAUGUUUCAGCUGGUGGUAAAAGCAGGGAUGAUGUAUGAGGAAUAGUUUCCAAAACAGGAUAGGAUUAUGAGUUCAAAAUGUGUUUAUAUGCAAGUUUUACAGAUGAAAAACACCAAUGGAAUAUGUUUCCUGUAGUAAAUUAUAAAAGAUUAGUCUUAUUUCACCCCCUGCAGCCAGAGACUCACUGGCUGAAGCCAUAUUUUGAGUGUGAUCAGUGUUGACAGUAUAAACAAGAAGUCUUUUGUUGUCCUUUUAUUAUACUUAGUAAUUAAAUAGAAGUUACAGUUACUUGACUGUUGCUGUAUCAAAAUGUGGACAACAGUGCAAACCAAUAAUCAAUAGUUAAAAUAAACAUACUUUCUACUCUAAGAGAAUAACUUAACAGGAACAAGGAUUAUGUGAAAUGGAUUGAAGCCAUAUUUGUCAUACUUGAUACAAUAUGAAUUGAGAAGAACUGCUUCACACAACAGAACAAACGAAAACAUCCAAGUUACAUUGCUUUGGGUUUCCCUGACCUCCUGAUGGACCUGACUUGCACUGAAAAUGGACAAGAUGAUGCAGUUUGUGCAUCGUGUAAGAACUGUAUGAUUGUAGAAUUCUGCAAUAGUUUUAUUUUGUAUUUGAUUUUUAUUUAUUUUGCAGUAUUUGUUUUCCCCCCUUGUAAAAUUAGUUCAUUGUAAAUAAGUAUGAGAUUGUAAAAUAUGACACAUUUGUAACUGUUAAGUGAAUACAAAAAAUACGAAAUAACAAAGAUGAGCUAAAGAGUAAUAACCAGUUUGUUGUGGAUUGGUACUAGAGAGGGCUAUCCUGCUGUAACUGGGGUGGCCAUUGAGUAGGUCUACAACAAAGAGAGGCCUAAGUGUUGCAUAAUUCUUUUGGAAAUAAAUUGAACUAUAAACGGAGGCAACAAUAUCUACUUUUUUAUUCUUUAUUGAUGGAAAAUAAAGUUUUGAGAUCUCAGUGA